GCUAAAAUUCAGGUCCGUUGUUAUCGGGUUAUCGGUGUAAGUGUCACUGGGACUAGCGGGUAUACGAAGGAGAGAGAGGGGCGUUGUCAGUCAAAUUCUUCACACACCAGAUAUAACUAGCGAACGAAAGGAUGGGGGAAUUCUCUAAUGGCCUGUUUGGUUGUUUUAACAACUGCACAUUGUGUCUUAUUACCUACUUCGUUCCCUGUUACACUGCUGGAAAAAAUGCGGAGGCGGUCGGGGAUUCGUGUGUGAUGGUUGGGGCGUUGUACGCUAUUUUCCCUAUAGUUGGUAUCUAUUUCGUUGCAAAGGCUCGCGAAAAAAUCCGAGAGCAAAAAGGCAUUGAUGGGUCCUUCGGUGGUGAUUGCCUGGUCCAUCUGUUCUGUCCACUUUGUGCUUUAGUACAAGAUGCUCAGGAAAUCCAACCCCAAGCACAGGCGCAGUCUAUGGCUAGGGAAUAGGAAUUCUUCGGUGUUUAGAGUUGAACGGUGACGCUUGUCAAACUUUCUAAGUGAUGAUUCCAUUAGGCAUGCGUGCCUUAUACUGGAUCCGAAACUCCAUGCUUGACAUAUGAACAAGUUUUUUAAAAAAAUAAUCUAUAUUAGAAAAUAUUUUUCUCUGUUCAAAUGGUAUUUUUGUCUGUUUUAAAGGACGCCUUGAUUUUUUAUUUCCAUCUGUCACCGAACGCUCAAACUACAUCAUCUUUUUAUUAUUUUUAUGAAUUUCUCUAAGUUGCCUGUAUAUAUAUUGUAUUUUUGUAUGGUUAUGAUGAACAUACUUGGAUGAAUUCUGAUAAAAUACAAAAUUUUA
Messenger RNA from Saccostrea cuccullata (small rock oyster), 810 nucleotides. RefSeq lists its product as uncharacterized. The transcript has 3 exons. The record is from RefSeq and is a predicted model, not a curated record. Lineage: Eukaryota; Metazoa; Mollusca; Bivalvia; Ostreida; Ostreidae. The coding region runs from base 132 to 461 and encodes 109 amino acids.